CCGCCAUCUUGGAAACGGAUUUUUGCUGAGUUUUCAGCGCUGCUUCCUUCGCUCCGUUUUCGCAGGCGGAGGUUCGGGUACGAGGACAACAGAGGAGCUCCGCUGACGCAAAAUCUAUAUUUGGGAUGAUUGCUUUUGCAACGAGACGCCCUGGAAAUGACAUCCAGCUUUAAGAGCAAGCAACACUAGUGAUCUUUUAUAGGCAAAUAGACUUUGGAGACAAGAACAGUAUAACGUAUUGGCACGCAGAGUGGGCGGUGCAGCAAAAACAAAAAGCAACUAUGUAUGUAGAAUGUAUCUGCAUAUUGACCACGAUGGAUGACCACAUAGACAUGGGGAAGCCAGAGGACCGGAGAGGGAGACUAACAAAAGUUUUGGCACUGGCCAGUCUUGUCUCCGCGUUUGGUUCGUCCUUCCAGUAUGGAUACAAUGUUGCUGUCGUCAACUCUCCAGCACCAUUUAUGCAAGACUUUUACAACGAAACCUACAUCCGUCGUUAUAAUGAGCCGAUGGCAGAGGGCCUCCUGACCCUGUUGUGGUCACUGACUGUGUCCAUGUUCCCGCUCGGAGGCCUCUUUGGAGCUCUGAUGGUGGCUCCGCUGGUUAACAAGCUCGGCAGGAAGGGCACCCUCCUCUUCAACAACGUCUUCUCCAUCGUCCCGGCGAUCAUGAUGGGACUCAGUGAGACAGCCGGGUCCUACGAGCUCAUAAUUUUGGCCAGGAUCAUAGUGGGAAUAUGUGCAGGUCUGUCGUCCAACGUGGUGCCAAUGUACCUGGGCGAACUCGCACCCAAAAACUUGCGAGGAGCCAUUGGAAUCAUCCCACAGCUCUUCAUCACUAUUGGCAUCCUCGUUGCGCAAGUGUUUGGCAUCAGGAGCCUGUUGGGCAACAACACAGGCUGGACCCUCAUGCUCGGCUUGACCGCCAUCCCCGCUGUGAUCCAGUUGAUUUUCCUGCCGUUCUUCCCAGAGAGUCCCAGGUACUUGCUCAUCCAGAAGAAAGACGAGGAGAACAGCAAGAAAGUGUUGCAGCUUCUGCGUGGCUGGGAUGAUGUGGACGACGAGAUAGGAGAGAUGCUUCUCGAGGAACAGUCAGAGCAACUCGAGGGUCGCCUGUCGGUGGUCUCCCUGCUGUCCCAGAAGAAUCUCCGCUGGCAGCUCUACACCAUCAUCGUUUUGAACAUGGGCCAGCAGCUGUCCGGGGUCAAUGCGAUCUACUACUACGCAGAUAGUAUCUAUGGAUCUACCGGAGUGAAUGAGCAGGACGUCCAGUACAUUACUGUGGGAACAGGUGCAGUGAAUGUCUUCAUGACCAUAGCUGCUGUCUUCAUCGUGGAGUCCUCAGGCCGACGGCUUCUUCUUCUUACGGGAUUCGGGGUCUGCUGCGGGGCCUGUGUGUUGCUGACCGUGGCCCUCAACUUCCAGGAGAGCGUAUCGUGGAUGCCUUACAUCAGUAUCAUUUGUGUCAUCGUCUACGUCAUGGGACAUGCCAUCGGACCCAGCCCCAUUCCAAACGUGGUGACCACUGAGAUGUUCAUGCAGUCGGCUCGGCCAGCGGCCUUCAUGCUUGGUGGCUCCAUCCACUGGAUUUCCAACUUUACUGUGGGCCUCAUUUUCCCCUUCAUGGAGAAAGGCAUGGGCCCCUUCAGCUUCCUCCUUUUUUCCGUCAUCUGCUUUUUGACGCUGAUUUACCUCUUGAUCGUGAUGCCCGAAACCAAGAACAAGACCUUCCUGGAGGUUUCCCAGAUGUUCGCCCAGAGGAACAAAACGGAUAUGAAAGAGUUGGAGGACGAAUUGAGAAGCGACAAAGAGAUACUGGAUAAAAUACAGAAGAUGGUAGACUUAUAAGGAAAUAAAUGAAAGCAUUGAGAAGAAAUAUUA
Messenger RNA from Poeciliopsis prolifica (blackstripe livebearer), 1880 nucleotides. It is a transcript of the gene slc2a1a, whose product is annotated as solute carrier family 2 member 1a. Gene Ontology annotation, molecular function: hexose transmembrane transporter activity. Gene Ontology annotation, biological process: monosaccharide transmembrane transport. NCBI's taxonomy places the organism in Eukaryota, Metazoa, Chordata, Actinopteri, Cyprinodontiformes, Poeciliidae. The transcript has 14 exons. The coding region runs from base 282 to 1847 and encodes 521 amino acids. The record is from RefSeq and is a predicted model, not a curated record. Gene Ontology annotation, cellular component: membrane.